Agrilus planipennis (emerald ash borer) is the source of this 1560-nucleotide messenger RNA. Its product is annotated as alpha-1,3/1,6-mannosyltransferase ALG2-like. The transcript has 3 exons. Lineage: Eukaryota; Metazoa; Arthropoda; Insecta; Coleoptera; Buprestidae. The coding region runs from base 165 to 1433 and encodes 422 amino acids. Gene Ontology annotation, molecular function: GDP-Man:Man(1)GlcNAc(2)-PP-Dol alpha-1,3-mannosyltransferase activity; alpha-1,3-mannosyltransferase activity. The record is from RefSeq and is a predicted model, not a curated record.
CCCUGUUAAUUAAAUGACAAAAACGUUAUGUCCUUGUCAAAUAAUUACACGAAAUAUAUACGUCAAGUCGUAAAAAAAAAUUAAUUAAAUCAAACUAAGCUGUUACUCGCAUUAUUUUGAGGUGAAUAUGUGCUAAGAAAUUAUUGUCUUGAAUAAACAAUCAAAUGUCCGAAGAAACAGAUUCCGAAAGCAACCUUACUCAAAAUGAUAGCUUCCCAGUCGUGUUUUUACGACACAAAUUGGGGAUCAAGUCCGAAGAUCGGUACAUGAUUGACAUGGCCUUAGCCCUAAAAAACUUUGGGCACAGGGUGACUUUUUUUACUACUAAACUGGACAAUCUUGAAUGCUUCGAGGAAAUAGAUCCUAUCAGGGGAUGUCUCCCGGUACUUCACUCCGGCUGGUGGAUACCGGAUAGCAUCCUGGGAAUGUUUAGAAGAACGAUGGUUUUUCUAAAAUCACUCUGGUUGGUUAUGAGAAUGAUCUUUGUUCCUCCUGCUCCGAAACCGAAAGUCAUCAUUCUAGACGUUCAUCCACUAGGGCUUACAUUUCUUAAAGUAUUAAGCAAGUACAGGACUAUCUUCAUCCAACAUUUUCCGAUGAUUCAAGCGCUGGACAUUUCCGAAUACAGGCAUCUGAAUCCGCGUUACGAAGUAGCGAAUGCAUUGAAUCAUGCGACGGAAAUAAUUGUCCAAACGAGCUGUUUAGCUCAAGUUUUUCGGCAUUUAUAUCCAAACUGUAAAAAGCAACUAAGGAUUUUAUGCCCCUGCGUCGACGUGGGACUGUGGAAUGAGCCUUCAGCCAACCUUUCUCGCAUUAUUCCCGACUUGCCAAGAAAUGCAAUCAUGUUUGUCGUAUUUGGAGACUACCGAAAGAGAUCGAACUUUAAAUUGGCUCUCGAUUCCUUAGAAUAUUUACUCAGAAUGUUAGAAGACCCUAUCAAAGAAGAUAUUCAUAUGAUAAUAGCAGGGCAUUGCAGUGAAAAAUCUAACGAGCAACUUCAGUACUAUCAAGAAUUGGUUGAGGUCACCUCGGAAAAAUCUUACGGAGCUCAGGUCACGUUUCUGCGUCAACUACCCACUUUGCAUAAGAAAACCCUGAUAGAAAACUGCGUGGCAGUUGUACAUCCUGUGAAAAACGAUCUCUAUCCCGGACCUCUACUAGCAGCUAUGAGUUUAGGCAAACCCGUAAUCGCAGUCAAUAGUGGCUUUCCUAGUGAAAUUGUGACCCACAGAAUUUCUGGAAUUUUGGUCGAUCCGUUGCCAGAGAAAUUUGCCGCGGCAAUGUACAAGCUCGCAACCAAACCGAUAGUUCAACAUUUCAUUGGUCAAAUGGCGAAGGACACGUUCAGGUCGCACUUCACUUUCCAAAACUUUUCAAGAAAGUUACACUCAGUGGUAACGAAUUCACGAAAACUAUCUAUUGAUAAUAUGUAAGAAAAAUCGCAAAUAUAAUUGUAUUUUGCUCAUACUUUAUUCGCUUUUACGAGCGAAAUUUGUACAAUAACGUACUAAUGAAACGUUUAGGAGGUUUAAACAAUAAAUCUUUUAGUCACUUGGCAAA